Hibiscus syriacus is the source of this 1076-nucleotide messenger RNA. RefSeq names its product nicotianamine synthase-like. Gene Ontology annotation, biological process: nicotianamine biosynthetic process. Lineage: Eukaryota; Viridiplantae; Streptophyta; Magnoliopsida; Malvales; Malvaceae. Gene Ontology annotation, molecular function: nicotianamine synthase activity. The coding region runs from base 53 to 1012 and encodes 319 amino acids. The transcript has a single exon. The record is from RefSeq and is a predicted model, not a curated record.
UUUGUUUUUUGCCCACAAGAAUUCUCAUCUUCCAUAACCGCAUACUAUCGACAUGGUCUGCGAGAAAAAUCCGUUGGUCCGAAAAAUCAGAGAGUUGUAUGAACAAAUUGCGAGCCUCUCGAGUCUCAAACCCUCCGAAGAUGUCAACGCGUUCUUCACACAACUCGUCGUCACAUGUAUCCCGCCGAGCCGGAUUGAUGUCACCAAGCUUUGCAAAGAUGUUCAAGACAUGAGGUCUAAGUUGAUUCGACUAUGCGGCGAAGCCGAGGGACAUUUGGAGAAUCAUUUCUCGGCGAUCUUAGCAUCCUACGAGAACCCUCUUCACCAUCUCGACGUUUUCCCUUACUACUCGAAUUACCUUAAACUCAGUCAACUCGAAUUCGACAUCCUCACCAAACACUGCCCGAGUGUGCCCAAUAAAGUCGCGUUUGUUGGUUCCGGUCCUCUUCCCUUGACCUCGAUUGUAUUGGCCUCUUUCCACCUCAAAAGUACCAUUUUUGACAACUACGACAUCGACCCUUUGGCCAAUUCCAAGGCCAUCCAAUUGGUCUCUUCCGACCUUGAUUUAUCUGGACGGAUGUCGUUUCACACCACGGACAUAAUCAAUGUCACACAUGCUUUGAAAGAGUACGAUGUCGUCUUCUUGGCGGCUCUCGUCGGGAUGGACAAAGAUGAGAAAGUGAGAGUCAUUGAUCAUUUGGCUAAGUACAUGAGCCCCGGGGCGGUUUUGAUGCUGAGAAGUGCACACGGUGCUCGGACUUUCCUUUAUCCGGUCGUCGAUCCUUGUGACCUACGAAGAUUCGACGUCCUCUCAAUAUUCCAUCCUACCGAUGAAGUUAUCAACUCCGUGGUGAUUGCACGUAAAUCGCCAUCGGAUAAACAAAGUACCGGUCAGCAGCCUCUGGGGCCAAUGAAGUUGCCCAACAAGUUUUUCGACAUUGAAAUGUUUAAUCCCCUUCUCAACCAUGUGAACCUGAUGGAUGAACUUGAUAUUGAGGACCAAAUCUCGUGAAAAGCAUGGUUUUAGUCCCUCUACUAUACUGAAAUUUAUGAUAUAGUCCUAUUUUAAUUUGGCA